This is a messenger RNA of Contarinia nasturtii (swede midge), 2204 nucleotides long. RefSeq lists its product as uncharacterized. The record is from RefSeq and is a predicted model, not a curated record. Lineage: Eukaryota; Metazoa; Arthropoda; Insecta; Diptera; Cecidomyiidae. Gene Ontology annotation, cellular component: nucleus. The coding region runs from base 196 to 2163 and encodes 655 amino acids. The transcript has 9 exons.
AUCGAAUGUCAGUUGACAGAUUUUCCAUAAAUUUCUGUGUAUUGCUGUUUACAUUUCGUGUAGUUGAAAUGUUUUUUUCCCUUUAAUUUACGUUUUGACUGUGUUUUGGAGUAAAAAAAAGUAUUGGCAUCCGAAGAGAAAAGCAUACAAAUAAAUACGUUAGUGCCGAGGUAGCAUUUGCGCUCGCGCUCAAACAUGGAUGCCUCUCAAAUUCUCAAGCGCCAAAAUCUUCGUGGACUUGCGAAAUGCAAAUCAUGCAGUCAUUAUAAUGGAAUCCGAGCAACAUCUUGCAAAAAUAAAAAAUGUCCGCUAUCUAAAGUGGAAACACGACCGAAGCAAAAACCAAAAAUCAAUGCCAUUGAAUUGGUUACCAAUAGUGAGUCGCAGUUAUUUAGCGUUCAAAUUCGUGAUCGUGACAUUGACAAUAGAAAUUUUGUGUCAGUUACCGAUAAAGUUAUUUCACAAGAUACAAGUGCAUCGAUCAUAAGCCGCAAUGCAAUUUGUUAUGUCGACACGUGUAAAUAUGAUUCGAAUGACAUAAAUAUUAGUUGUAAACAUGUGAAGAGUUCACUGGAAUCGUGCACAACCAAAGCAAGAGUUCAAAAUGUCGAUGUGGAUAUUUUGAAGCGACUUGAGAUGACCAAUGAUCGGCGUGAUAAUCUGUUGGCGAUGCACAAAGAAUCGGAAUCGGCGAUGCCAUUAGUGCAACGAAUCAAUCAACGAGUUUUUGUAGUAUGCUGUGAUGUUAGUUUAAAUUUUCCCAUUGGUCUGUUGCAUGUCGUAUGCAUUGAAGAAGGGAACGGUGUUCAAUUGCGUUGUGCAUGUCAAAAGCCAAACGUGUUGACAUUAUUUAACCAAAGUACGCUGCAAGACAUAGAUGUUUGUGAUCAUAUUUUGUUCAUUUUUGCAGCCAUUCUAAGCGAUCUCAAUCUACAGACAGAAUUCAAAAAUUUGGCCGCAAUAAUCAAACUAUCACUUAACAACACAAUCGAUGAGUGUCAAUGGCUUAGCGAUGAAAUGUCUUCAGUGCCAAUAGCUACUGCAUACAAUGAUCUUGGUAGUACAACAAUAGCGGCUACGCUUGUCGAAAGUUUGGACAAUAUUGAAUUGAUUCAAAUACCGGAAUAUUCAAAUAUAACCGAAGGUGAAACGUUGAAUGAUUCAUUUUUCAAUUUGGAAGAGGGCGACGAGAAAAAUCCACCAAUUUCGGUUGAAGGUGCAAAUAUUCCGAUGGAUGAUGCACUUUGUUUGGUUAAUUAUCGUGUACAAUUGCCGAAUCAAUUCAACGCCAACGACCAUGCUGAAUUCAGUGAUGAAAAUUUCAAUACAACCGAUACACCAAACAAUAUAAGCAUUGAUGGCAUAUACGGUCUUGAUGAUGGCAGCAAUAAAACAAAUGAUGUCGUUUUUUCAUACCUAUGCGCAUCCGAUGAUUUGCUAUUUGAAGAUUUACUCAUGGGAGUGGAAGAGGAUAAUCAAAUGUCAAACAGUGAAUGUUUAGAAAGAAUACAUACAGAAAAUGAAUCCCACACAGAACAUGAACAAAUGUGUAAAAGUCUUAACAACAUUCAACUUGAAUCGUAUCUCAAUUGGCUAGAUUCGGUCAUUGAAACAACGAAUUUAGUGUUGGAUUUUAAUAAUGACGGUCAUCCGGAACCACUGAAAUUCAGUGUGCCCCAUUUAUACUUUGAAAUUUUACGCACCAAAUUUUCCGUGGGAACGAAAAAAAAGCGAUUGCCCAACCAGACAACAGUCAUUAGCAAUGGAAAAUACAAAAAUCUAACAAUGUUUACAUGGAUUUUUUCAAAUGUUAAGCAGAUCAAGCACAUUUUGAGCACAAAAACAAUGGAACUCGAAGUUGUACGAUCGUUUCGUAAAACAUCACAAAAUACAUUUGAAUAUAUACCAGCAAAUGAUUUAAUUAACUCGGAUGACGAAGCUGUUGAUGCUAACAAUCGAAAAAUUCGACCGACUACCUAUAAGACAUUUUUGAAGAUGAAAAAUGCCGACAGUAACUGCCAAGCAACUUUUCAGCAUAAAGCGAACAAACAAGGACUGUUUGUCAUCGAAUGGAUACCAAAUACGCUACCAAUUAGCAAAUAUGGAGAAAUGCGAAUACAAUUACAAUAUGGUCAUAUGAAGAAUAAAACAGUGUUGCAGUAAUCUAUUGAAUAAAUGCUUUUUUAUCGUUUUUUUUUACAAAA